GCACCAAUUUCGGAGCCCAAAAUCAAUCUGCACCGUCCUUUUCAUAAUCCAACAGCCGCGAUUCGUCGGUCAAGUGGUUACCCCAGUUUCUCUUCUAUUCAUAAACCCUAGCCCCCACGAUUGAUCCUCCACUCUCCGCCCCCCAUCUCUCUCUCUUAUUCUUCUCUGCAACAACAAGAACUACGUGACACCCAUAACUCUUCCCGAUCUUGGAUCUCUAGAGAGAGAGAGACCCGAAAUCUUCUCUCUUCGUAAAGAGAACCUAUGUUUAGUUUUUUUUUAGGAUUCGUUUCCUCUUUAUCCAGUCUCUGUGUAAAAAACCGUUGAUUUAUUCUGUUUAAUGUAAUUUAUCUUUAUUUUCAUGGGUUCUUCGUUCUAAAUUUUGAAUCUGAGUCGAUCUGUGUACGAUCCACUUUUUUUUUUUUUUUUGGCGAAGGAUGUCGUGUUUGUCUGAGUGCACGCUGUUUUGAGUCUGAUCCGAGUCGAAACUGAGUCGGUCCGAGUGUACCGUUCAACUCCACUGAGUCGGUGGCCUUGUUUCUUCGUUGAGAAGUAUGUUGGGCGGGUUAGCUUUUCAUUUCGUGUCACUUGGAUUAUGAGACCAUAUGGUAGUGGGAACGAGUCAAGUCGAAAACUCAGUGAGUUGGUGUCCGAGUCAAGUAAGCGUAGUGUUUCGAGGGGAACAUUUGAUCAGCGAUUACGUUCGACGAAGAACAGCAAGCCAAUGCCUUCAGUUGGUAUGCGGCGGAGCACAAGGGUGUUUGGGAUGGCGAAGGGGGUGGACAGUGCCCUUGUGUUGCGGUCAGGGCGCCGCCUCUUCCCGGAAUCUGGUGAGAGCAGAGGCAGGAGAGUCAACGAUGGGGAUGAUUGGUGCCAUCCUGUCAAGAAUAAGAACAACAGUAUUAAGAACAUCAACGAUGGCAAGAGUAGCACCACCAUCAACAACAAGAGGACACAGAAUGGAUGGGUCCGUGAAGUUGAAGUGAAUCCAGACGUUAUCAAUCUCGAUGGUGCUGAAAGUGAAGUGUCCACACAAGUUAAACUGGAGAAUUCGAAAGAUAGAAAGAGGUAUGGGCUUGUUUACAGUAGGAAAAGGAAGGAAAGGGAUGUGCAGUGUCAUGGAAGUUCUGGUGAUCUGGAGAAUAGGAAGAAGAGGAUGCGUCUGUAUCAUCGUAGGCAACGGAAGAAGAAGAAUGAUAGGAGGAGUGUUGUGGGUAUGGAGCGAGAGGGGGAGGAUGGGAUUCCUUGCAUGCUUGUUGUCGUUUUCGAGAGUACUUAUAGUGGACAUUCUAGUUGGUUUUCUUGCUUUCUGCAGUUUGUUUUAAGUUACAUGAAGAGGGCUAUUGUGAGGUUGUCCCAGCUUACUGCAUUUCUAUCAUCGGAGCCGGUUUGCAAUGCUUAUGCUUCUCAGGGCAUCCGUUUUUUGCAGGACCCUCCUCUUCAUGGCAAAGGAGUUUGCAAGUUUUUUGCAGCCAGGCAGUGUGUACCGUUGUUUUCUGUUAAUUUUUCUGCCGUUCCAGAGUAUUUUACAUACAUGCAUCUAAUUGUGCGUUUUAGAAUUAGUUUUUGGUUAUUUAGACUUGUAAAUAAUGCAAUGAGCCAAAUGGAUGAGGAUGCAACUGAUGGAUUAAUGUCUGACAAUGAAGAACCAAAUGUGUGCAUCCCUUCAGACUGUAUUUCGUCUGAAAAUAGGCCGAGACUUCAUGGAGUUGAUAGUUUUGCUUACAGGCCAACAUUACAUUCUCCUGUUAGUGGCCGGAUUUCUCAGACUCGAAAUGGAAUAAAUUCUAGGGGUAUACAGAAAAGGAGGAGUUCCUUGAGGAGGAGGAAAGCUAGAAAUCUUUCACCCAUCUUCAUGCACAAAGCCAAUGGAGCUUUAGUUUCUGAUCUCAUCUGUAGUAGGAAAAAUGGCAUUCCUUUCUCGUCUGUGGUGUCUAAGAAUAAGAUUAGGACUUCAAUUCAGCAUGCAUCUGCUACGUCUGUGGUGUCUAAGAAUAAGAUAAGGACUUCAAUUCAGCAAGCAUCUGCUCCUAAUCUUAGAGAAUUGAGGACUACCGUGGUUGGAUUACCAGUAAAUACUGGGUUGUCCACUUGCUCUGCGAACUUAUUAAUCAUUGAAUCAGACAGAUGUUACCGGGAAGCUGGAGCCAUAGUUAUAUUAGAAAUAUCCGAUUCAAGAGAGUGGUCGCUUGUGAUCAAGAGAGAUGGAUCAACAAGAUUUACUCACAAAGCAGAGAAAGUGAUGAGGCCAUGCUCAUGCAACCGCUUUACGAAUGCUAUUAUAUGGUCUGGGGAUGAUAAUUGGAAGUUGGAGUUUCCUGACCGGCAGGAAUGGUUCAUUUUCAAGGAUCUUUACAAGGAUUGUUCUGAUCGGAAUGUAGCCGUUUCUGUUGUUAAGCCCAUCCCUGUUCCUGGAGUACAUGAAGUGCCAGGCUAUGAAACUAGCAACAGAGCUCCAUUUCGCAGACCAGUUUACUACAUUUCUGUUAAAGACAAUGAGGUUGCAAGAGCUAUGGCAAAGAGUUUUGCAAAUUAUGACAUGGAUUCUGAAGAUGAGGAAUGGCUGAGGAAAUUCAAUAAUGAAUCUGCCAAAGAUGAAGUUGAUGAGCAGGUUUCUGAGGAUAAGUUUGAGUUAAUGGUUGAUGCCUUUGAGAAAGCCUGUUACCACGGUCCAGUUGGUCUUACAGAUGAUAAAGCCUACAUUGAUUUAUGUUUGGAUCUUGGCUCGAAGGAAGUAGUUGAAGCUGUGUAUGAUUAUUGGAUGAAAAAACGGAAGCAAAGGCGGUCACCACUGCUUAGGGUUUUCCAGGUUCAUCAAGUGAAGAAAGGUUCACUGGUUUCCAAGCCGCCUCUACGCAAAAAAAGAUCAUUUAAAAGACAGGCAAGUCAGCUUGGAAGGGCCAAACAACCAAUUUUCUUGCCAGCUAUAGCUGAGCGGGAUGCUUUGGAAGACAAAAAUGAUUUGCUUAAAAUAGAGGAAGCUAAGAUCACAGCAAACAGAUCUGUGGAAUCGGCUGUUCUGAAAAGGAAGAGAGCUCAGCUUUAUAUGGAGAAUGCUGAUUUGGCAAUUUACAGAGCUGUUAAGGCUCUUAGAAUUGCGGAAGCUGCAAAAUUAGGUGGAUUACCUGAUGGUGAUGCUGCGGUGGCUGACUUUUGGGAUUUUGAUUCGGGAAGGACCAGAGCCUCGGUUUUUUUGUUAGAGCCUGUUGAGGACAAGCUUUGAAGAAAAUAUUGUAUUCUUGUAUAGAUAUUUAGUCGAAGGAAAAUUCUGUGUUAUUAAACCACAGUAACUGUUUUUUUAUUUUUUCUUGAAAAUUAACAGGAAAAGUACAGAUAAAUUUUUGCUCAUGUUGGAGGUGCAUGUUGAGCAGGUGUAAAUAUUAGUUUAGUCUAGAGAAUUUAACUCCCUUUCCAAAUAGAAUUUGGGCAUGCGUGGAUCUAUGAAUUGCUUCA
Tripterygium wilfordii is the source of this 3453-nucleotide messenger RNA. RefSeq lists its product as uncharacterized. The transcript has 4 exons. Gene Ontology annotation, cellular component: piccolo histone acetyltransferase complex. Lineage: Eukaryota; Viridiplantae; Streptophyta; Magnoliopsida; Celastrales; Celastraceae. The coding region runs from base 596 to 3223 and encodes 875 amino acids. Gene Ontology annotation, biological process: regulation of transcription by RNA polymerase II. The record is from RefSeq and is a predicted model, not a curated record.